AUGGUGACUGCCCGCAAUAGAAUCCAAAGACACGUUCGCUUACCAGUGCUUUGGUUUCUGAUUAUCUUGUUAGUGACACUAUUAUCUCAAUACCACUUGUAUUUGCCUUCUUAUCGGAAAGCCAGCACAGAAGACACGUUGGCAUUAUUGUCACUCCACCAAGAAACGCUUGAGGAUGAGAGGAUUUCAUCAACCUCUGUCUCCUCUAUUAAAAAAACACCAAAGAAUGAGGAUCAGAAGCGUUUGUCUGAUUCUCUCCUCCCAGACAGUCUCAAAAAAGAUGCCUCCUUCACACAUUCAGGCAAGAACGAGAAGAAACGCAAUCAAUCGAUCGAUCAUCUCUUGAGUAAUCCGCGUUUUAGUAAGGUGAUAGAGGAGAAUAGAAGAAGAGAGAUAGAGGUCCACGUCAAGCCGACACCCGCACCAACUCCCAUGCCGUACACUCCCAAGGAAGGGGUUGUACCGAUUGGAGUCCUGUCGGAAAAACCCAAAUCCUUCUUCAAGGACAUUCGGUUUCGAAUCGACAAUGUCCACCCCUAUGAUCGUUGUAGACCAUACAAGUUUCUCCAAAAGGGAACCAACGAUGUGGAAAUUCGACCAGCGAAUCGAAAGAUUUUCUUUGGUUGUUUGAUCGCUGAUGAACCAGAGGAAACACUGGAAAUCAUAGCUGCAGAGACUUAUGGACUAUUUGAAGCAAUGGUCUUUGUGGAGAGCAAUCGAACACAACACUUUGUCAAGCGCCCUCUGCAACGACAGGGUCAAGAAGAGAAACUAAAAAAGCUCUUUGGAGUCGACAAAGUUCAAAUACGAACAUUUUUCAAUGAGAAUCCAAUGGUACUGGACUUGCAACGUGAACAUGAACAACGGGAUGAGAUACUAAAGGGAUGGAAGGAGCUGGGCAUGACGAAGGAGGAUGUUGGCUACUUGGCUGACCUAGAUGAGACGUUUACCAGAGACUUUCUGCUUGCCAUUCAACAAUGCCCUGAUGUGGAGUUCCUGGACUACAAAACUCAUCUCUGCCAUCCAAACAAGGCACGGAUCAUUGGUGCAGCGCGAGUGUUUGAAGCCCUACCGGAUUGUAUUGCAGGCAAGCGAACGUGGCAUCAUCCAGAUAUGAUUAUUGGAGCUUGUAUAGAACUGAUUGGUGACUCUACCAUUCACCCAGUAGUACCACGAACCAUCCCAUACAUCCGGGACGAAGGCUAUGGCUUGACCUGCGGCAAGGAUGGAUUUGAGAAGAUCACCGAUGGUCAUUACCCACUCUUCAGCGCUGCUGACUUUCGCAGAAUGUGUGGAGGUGAAAUGAUCAGAAACAAAGCAAGAGAUCACACGGAAUACACUGCCUAUCACUUCCACAACUUCUUUCAUGACUUUGGCCAAACCAGGUUCAAGUACAAGACGUAUGGGCACCCCCACUACACGGCAUACACAUCCAAGCUCGAAGACCUAAAUGAAGAUUUGGAGCUUGUGUACAGAUGCUUGUACAAUAUGUCGAAUGCCGACAAUACCACCACCAAAGCAAAAAUCAUAGAGCGCCGUCAUACGCGGGAAGAAGGAGGUCUGGAGAGCACACUGCCAAAUUGGCCUGUCUACUUUCAUGACAAAGAUUACAGACGACGGAAAUACAAGUCCCUCCUCGAAGGGUACGAAGCCGAUGAAAAGGCAAGACAAGCCUACGUUAAAGGCAGGGAAGAAGCAGAGCUUGCAAGGAGAGCCAUUCUACUCAAGGACUCCAAGAUUCUGAGUUUCUAA
This is a messenger RNA of Seminavis robusta, 1752 nucleotides long. The record is from the annotation of a GenBank genome assembly. NCBI's taxonomy places the organism in Eukaryota, Bacillariophyta, Bacillariophyceae, Naviculales, Naviculaceae.